ACGUCACCGCAGCCCGGCGCCCGCCGCCAUUGGAGUUGGAAGCUCCGGCUCCAUCCCUCGCUGCGGCCCGACGGCGGCGGGGCAGGCCCGGGCGGCGCGGCCCGGGGAAGCGGGGCGGGGCGGGGGCGGGGGGGGGGGGGUAUGUGAAGGGACGGGGCCGGUAGGGUGAGGCGAGGCGCGGGACCGGCGCCGGCCUACCGUCCCCUGGGCCCCGCUGAGGUAGACGCCGAGCGGCGGCGCCCGCGCCAGCGGCUCCCUCUUUCCCCCCUCGGCCCCGGCCCCUUCCCCUCCCCGGCCGCCGCCUGAGGGGAGAGGCGCCGCCGCCCGUUCUCCGCCAGGCCCCGGAGCUCCGCGCCGCGCCGAGCGGCCCUGCCUUCUCCCCCCCGGCCCUUCUCUGCUGAACCACGGCGGCCCUGUACAUGAAUUAUGUCUGCCACAAGCGUUGACCCUCAGAGACCGAAAGGACAGGAUAAUAAAGUACAAAAUGGUUCAUUACAUCAGAAGGAUACAGUUCAUGACAACGAUUUUGAACCUUACCUUUCUGGGCAGUCAAAUCAGAACAGUAGCUAUCCAUCAAUGACUGAUCCUUAUCUGUCCAGUUAUUAUCCACCGUCUAUUGGGUUCCCCUAUUCUCUCAGUGAAGCACCAUGGUCUACAGGAGGAGAUCCUCCUAUCCCAUAUCUCACCACGUAUGGACAGCUCAGUAAUGGAGAUCAUCAUUUUAUGCACGAUGCUGUUUUUGGACAGCCUGGGGGUCUGGGAAAUAAUAUCUAUCAACACCGGUUUAACUUUUUCCCUGAAAAUCCUGCCUUCUCAGCCUGGGGAACAAGUGGAUCCCAAGGACAGCAGACUCAAAGUUCAGCAUAUGGGAGCAGUUACAGCUACCCACCUAGUUCACUGGGCGGUACCAUUGUGGAUGGACAAACAGGAUUUCAUAAUGAUACAUUAAAUAAAGCUCCUGGAAUGAACAGUAUUGAACAGGGAAUGGUUGGACUUAAGAUUGGUGGAGAUGUUACAACUUCUGCGGUGAAAACAGUAGGUUCUGUUGUCAACAGUGCUGGGAUGACAGGUGCUCUCUCUGGUAAUGGCGGAUCUAAUGUAAACUUGCCAGUAUCUAAACCAACCUCUUGGGCUGCUAUAGCUAGCAAGCCUGCGAAACCACAGCCUAAAAUGAAAACAAAAACUGGACCUGUAAUCGGAGGAGCAUUGCCUCCUCCACCUAUAAAGCAUAAUAUGGACAUAGGUACUUGGGACAAUAAGGGUCCUGUGGCAAAAGUUCCUGCCCCUCAACAGAUACCUUCUCCUCAGUCUGUUCCACAACCACAGCAACAAAUUGUUCAGCCUGUUCCAGCUCAACCUCCUCCAUUGACUCAGCCGCAGUAUCAGACCCCUCAGCAGCCACCCCAAAAUCGCUGGGUAGCUCCUCGCAACAGAAAUGCAGCUUUUGGCCAAAGUGGAGGAACUGGUAAUGACAGCAACUCAGCUGGCAGUACCCAGCCUAACCCUGUUCCUAGUGGCGAGUCCCAUCCUGUUCUUGAAAAACUGAAAGCUGCUCACAGCUAUAACCCUAAAGAUUUUGAAUGGAACCUUAAAAAUGGACGUGUGUUCAUAAUAAAAAGCUAUUCUGAGGAUGAUAUUCAUCGUUCCAUUAAGUAUUCUAUUUGGUGUAGUACGGAACAUGGCAACAAACGCCUGGACAGUGCUUUUCGGUCCAUGAAUAGCAAGGGUCCGGUCUACUUGCUGUUCAGUGUCAAUGGCAGUGGACACUUCUGUGGAGUAGCAGAGAUGAAAUCACCUGUGGACUAUGGCACCAGUGCAGGUGUCUGGUCUCAGGACAAGUGGAAGGGGAAAUUUGAUGUCAAGUGGAUCUUUGUGAAGGAUGUACCCAACAACCAGCUCCGACACAUCAGGCUGGAGAACAAUGACAACAAACCCGUUACAAACUCCCGUGAUACACAGGAGGUGCCCUUAGAAAAAGCAAAACAAGUGCUUAAAAUUAUUGCUACUUACAAGCACACGACCUCCAUCUUUGAUGACUUUUCUCAUUAUGAAAAGCGCCAAGAAGAGGAGGAGGUGGUGCGGAAGGUAAACUUAUUAAAAAAUUUAUUUUAUACACAGAUAUGGGGAAAAUGAAAUGUGAAGGCUGCUAUGGUGGAAAAAAUGAACGUCAGAAUCGAAACAAACAAUAAGAAUAAACAUAUACAGUUUGAUAUAUAUACUAGAACUGAUAUUAAAUUCGACUAUGAGAAACAAAAUUUAAGUAUACUGGUGCUGUAUCCUGGCAUCAGGACAAACUAAAGCUUUCAGCUCCAAUAUUAUCUUCUCGUGCAGGGGAAAUUAAGUUGUCGCAUCUUUAAGUAAAUUGUAGUUUAUUUUUGCCCAAGUGGAUCUGCAUUAAUUUGUAUCUUUUUUCUAUGUAAAAUUCUGUAGAAAUCAUUAAUAAAGGUGUGUCUGUUUUUAUUUUUUUAAGUUGGUAAACAGUUAUAUUAACCUAAUGUGGACCUAUACAUGAGCAUACUAAAGUGUCAGUGCUUCCCAAAGACUUUAUUUUGGCACAAAUUAUGUUCCUAGCCAGAUAUAGAGAUUAUGGAGAAUACAUCACAAAUCUUCCUUUAUCCUCCUCCCAAACCCUUUUUCUUCAUGGCGGAAGUAAGAAACCAUGCAUUGAUUUUUGUCACUUAAAAAACUUUUAAGAUACUUUUAAGAUACUGCACUUCAGAAUUUUGAAAUGAAAAAACUAAAUUUCUGAUCACUUUGUGCAGCUGCUAUGCCUCUUUAUUUAUCUGUACAAUUACACUUUUAAAAUUGCUAAUGCGCCAUGUUGGUUUUUUCUGUCUAGUAGAAAAUCAAAUUGUCAGUGAAAUUGUUUCUCUGGAAAAUAUUUCCCUUUCACAUUCUGUUAACCAGUGCUUCAGUGUGCAUUUGUUAUACCAUAUCCUGCCGAGAGUGAGCGAGAUGCUUUCUCUCAGCCAUAAUUCUGCUUUACGGUUUUUGUAGCUUAAUUAAAUAAUAAUGUGAUGCUAUCAACAUUGCAGGGGUUUUGGACAAUGUGUUUAAACCUGUUUCAGCUUUCAGGUGUUAUUAGUUAAUUGCAGAUCAUUUUUAAUCCUUCCCUUCAUUACUCCCUCCCACCCCCCAAAUCCUAAUGCCAUUUAAAGUUUUUAUACCAAUAAUGCUGAGCUUUAACGUAGGAACUAAUAGUACGGAUAAUAUGAUGGAUUAUGCCUCAGAUGUUUAAAUUGACAGUGUGUAUGUCUAAUUUUUUUCUGUUGGAUGAGUAAAAAAACCUGUUUUAAGAAACUGAAUUUGCUGUCAUGUUUUUGUGGAGUGAGGGGACCGUCUGAGAGCCUGUCACCAACUGGAGUUCCAAUUAAGCAUGGAAAUGGUGCUCAUGUCCGCUGCUCUAGCACACUGAAUCUGCACGUGUUUAUUGUAGAGGAUCUUUUACUAUAUUAGAAAGCAAGUAUCUUCUGAAUACUAUUUACUCCAAAAGGACCUCCAAUUUAAAUAAAGUUUAAUCUGUAUCAUUUAGACUUGUAUUUAGAACGUAUAACUCUGUCUCUGGACUGUUACUGCCUGUAAGGGGUAAUGGACAGCAUCAGAUUAACUUUUUCCUCUAGGAGAAUACAAGCCUUAAUAAACAAUACAUAUUUAGCAA
Messenger RNA from Aquila chrysaetos chrysaetos, 3658 nucleotides. RefSeq names its product YTH N6-methyladenosine RNA binding protein 1 (gene YTHDF1). The transcript has 5 exons. Gene Ontology annotation, molecular function: mRNA binding; N6-methyladenosine-containing RNA reader activity. Gene Ontology annotation, biological process: mRNA destabilization. Gene Ontology annotation, cellular component: cytoplasm. The record is from RefSeq and is a predicted model, not a curated record. Bases 427 to 2133 code for a protein of 568 amino acids. Lineage: Eukaryota; Metazoa; Chordata; Aves; Accipitriformes; Accipitridae.